Molecule: messenger RNA, 1332 nt
Organism: Lachancea thermotolerans CBS 6340
Lineage: Eukaryota; Fungi; Ascomycota; Saccharomycetes; Saccharomycetales; Saccharomycetaceae
Gene: SEN54
Product: tRNA splicing endonuclease subunit SEN54
Exons: 1
Coding region: 1-1332 (443 amino acids)
Biological process (GO): tRNA-type intron splice site recognition and cleavage
Cellular component (GO): tRNA-intron endonuclease complex
Source: RefSeq, a predicted model, not a curated record
AUGAGCUCUGACAUGAACGAGUUAGAUGAGGAAUCAUUCAUUCCGUCUUCAUUACUGGACUCGGACGACGAAGCCGAUGAGCUGCCUCAGGACUGGUCGCACAUAGCAAAGCUCAGCAAAGGCCAGGUCGUGGUCCCCAAGAGAGGCGAAAAGGACUACGAGCCUGAUGGCACCAAUGCACAGGAACUGCUCUUGCACAAGGCCAAAACCGUUAUGUUUGACUCACUUUCGGAUGCUUCUCGUGGGUCGGUGGUGAAGAAUUUGAUUAAGGCCUACUACGUUCCAGACCUGCAUAAAGCAUGUGUGCCUCAUCCCAAGGGUAGCUUUAUGCACACCAUGGGAAAGGUUGAUAGAGACGGUGCGUGUUGGCUUUCUUUUUUCGAGUUUGUUUACCUCGCUGAGAGAGGAACCAUAGCGCCAUACUACAAACGCAAAGAGAGUGAGGACCAUGCGCUUGAUCCUUUUCUAGGGAUCCAAGACCUGUACAUGCUUUUCAAAUCACAAAAGGAGUCCGAUGAAUUCGCAGUGUACGCACAUCUGAAGCGGCUCGGAUUCAUUGUUAUGCAAAGUUUGCAGAACUCUGCGGAAGUAGGUUCUGUUGGGCAAUUCGAAGAUAGCGCAGUUCAAAAACUUCGGCUGAAGUUUUGCCAAACAUUUGAAUCUCUCUCAAAAUCGAUCUCAAAUCCUUUCACUCUACCAUUUUACCAUCCUCUCCAAUAUCACCUUACGCGAUACUGUACGUCGGCUCAGAUUUAUGAAUCACUAAACAAGCUAAUUCCGUACGCUGCUGCCCCAAAAACUCUAGGAGAGCUCCAAAAAGACUUGCGCAUGGAGAAUGUAUCUGCAGGGAUAUGGAAGUUUUCCUUUGAUGUGUGGAAGCCUCAAAGUAACUUCAGAAAAAAAACACCUGGCCUGCCGGACUUCCAAGUUGUUGUUUUUAAUAAGAAUUCACACAAAGAAAACUUCCCAACAUACCAUGAAAUGAGAGGUCUACUAAAGAUGCUUAAUUGUAAAAUGGACUUUUUGAAUGCACCAGCAAACGAGCAGGCAAAGUCAGCCGAGACUGAAGCAAACAAAGGGGCAACGAAAAAAAAGUCGAAGGCUAAUAAAAAGUAUCCACCGCAUAUUGAGCAACAGAGGAGAAUAAAAAGAGGCUACAGGAGUUUUGUUUUGGCCACAAUGGAUGACGGCCUGGUCAGCUUCAUAAGAAUAACAGAAACUGACUUUGGCUCCGAAAACGUUUGGUUUAAACCCAAUAAUGUUCCAUUGAGAAAGGAGAAAAGCGGGCCAAAAGCAAGUAAACACAGUGAAGAGGCAAAAGCAUCAAAAUAG